Messenger RNA from Papilio machaon (common yellow swallowtail), 3634 nucleotides. Its product is annotated as pre-mRNA-splicing factor ATP-dependent RNA helicase PRP16. The record is from RefSeq and is a predicted model, not a curated record. Bases 27 to 3602 code for a protein of 1191 amino acids. NCBI's taxonomy places the organism in Eukaryota, Metazoa, Arthropoda, Insecta, Lepidoptera, Papilionidae. Gene Ontology annotation, biological process: mRNA splicing, via spliceosome. The transcript has 21 exons. Gene Ontology annotation, molecular function: ATP binding; RNA binding. Gene Ontology annotation, cellular component: spliceosomal complex; intracellular anatomical structure.
GAAUUAUUUGCUAAAACAAUAUAACAAUGGAGGAUGGAGAUGAAAGUGUGCAUCGUUUAGCGGGCUCCUCUGGUGAUGCACCAGGUGGUUUAAUCAUUAAAAAGAAAGACAAACCGCAGGAAUUUCAAUUUGCCAAACCUUCCUUGUUAGGGUUAGAUAAACUAGCAGCGGCCAAAAGGAAACAAAACAGAUUAAUAUCGUUUCAAACAGAGGAAAACGAAUCGGAAGAAAGUGAAGACUCAAACGACUCUACAGGAGUUAAGGGACGUAAAUAUAGAAAGCACAAUGAAGAAACACCAACAUAUACAGGUGGAUUAUCUGAACAAGCACGAGAACGGAUGCUGGAACGUUUACAAAAAAAAGAAAAAGAAACUAAAGAAAAGGGUGUUCACUACUCAACUAAAGAGGAACAGAAAUUGAAGUCACGGGAUGAUGAUGAUCGCUCAUAUCUGAAUCGCUAUGAUCGAAGAGACCGUGACAGAGACAGAAGAAGAGAUGAUGAUUAUAGGAAAGAUAGAGACAGAAAUAGAGAUAGAGACUCUGACAGGAGAGAAAAGGAUAGAGAUAGAAGAGACUCGGAAAGAGGUAGCUCAAGACGAAGUUAUUACGAACCGAGAUUCAAAGAUGAACCAAGAACUCCAAAUCUUAAAGUCCUCAAACCAACGGAUAAAACAGCAUGGGAUGAUGAUGAUGAUGACCCUAAAGGUGCAGUAAGGAAGUCUAGCUGGGACUUCCCUACACCACUGACACGGGACUCGAGUUCCGGAGAUAGGUCACAAAGAAGUGAACGGGGAAGACCAUUGAGAGAUAAUAAAGGAAAACUAUAUGAAUACUCUUCCAGAGCAACACCACAUAAAUGGGCGUCAUCUCGGCGUGUAGUUGAUAUAGACGAUCCUGACUGGGAGGAGGUGGAAAAGAAACUGGACCGAGCAUGGUACAACAUGGGUGAAGGAGAAACUGAUGAAUCAGAUCCAUUCGCGGGUACAAGUUCAGAAUACAUAGCACGUAAAGAAGAACAGAUUGAGAAGCGACGUAAUCGCAAAGUGUCCGCCGCGAGACAGCAGAUUGAUAGAGACAACGAGCUGUGGGAACGUAACCGUAUGCUGACCAGCGGUGUGGUACAUGCUGUGAAUCUGAACAGUGAUAUGGAUGAGGAAAGUGUUGACAGAGUACAUCUAUUGGUACACAAUAUAGUACCACCAUUCCUCGACGGUAGGAUUGUGUUCACCAAACAACCGGAGCCUGUUAUACCGGUGAAAGAUCCGACGUCAGACAUGGCGAUCAAUGCACGUAAAGGAUCAGCUCUGGUCAAAGCAUUCAGAGAACAGAAGGAGAGGAAGAGAGCGCAGAAGAAACACUGGAAAUUAGAAGGCACUAAAAUUGGUAAUAUAAUGGGUAUACAAAAGGAGAAGGAAGAGAUAGACGAUGGUCCGACCAGACAGGCGUACAAGUAUGCUGAACAUAUGGAUAAAGAAGGACAAGAGCCGGAAUCGAAGUCAGACUUCGUGAAGAAGAAGACAAUCAGCGAGCAGCGGCGCUACCUGCCCGUGUUCGCCUCGCGCGAGGAGCUCAUGCAGGUCAUCAGGGAGAACAGUGUCGUCAUUAUUGUCGGGGAGACGGGCAGCGGCAAGACGACUCAGCUGACGCAGUACCUGCACGAGGAAGGGUACAGUGAGCGGGGUACAGUGGGCUGCACUCAGCCGCGCCGCGUCGCCGCCAUGUCAGUGGCCAAGCGCGUCGCAGAUGAAAUGGGCUGCAAACUGGGUGAGGAGGUGGGUUACGCGAUUAGGUUCGAGGAUUGCACGUCUCCGAAGACAGUCAUCAAGUACAUGACUGACGGCAUCUUGCUGCGUGAAGGUCUGAGAGAACCUGAUCUGGAUAACUACUGCGCCAUCAUCAUGGACGAGGCUCACGAACGGUCUUUGUCUACUGAUAUGCUGUUUGGACUGCUUCGAGAGGUCGUUGCCCGUCGCUCUGACUUAAAGCUGAUCGUAACGUCGGCUACCAUGGACUCCACCAAGUUCUCCUCGUUCUUUGGCAAUGUGCCCACUUUCACCAUCCCCGGACGCACUUUCCCCGUCGAGACAUUCUUCUCUAAGAACGUCUGUGAGGAUUAUGUAGAUGGCGCUGUCAAACAGGCUCUUCAAAUCCAUCUACAGCCUGAUGACGGUGACAUUCUGGUUUUCAUGCCGGGUCAAGAAGAUAUCGAAGUUACUUGUGAGGUGCUGACGGACCGUCUCGGCGAGCUGGACAACGCGCCCCCGCUGACGGUGCUGCCGAUCUACUCACAACUCCCCGCAGAUCUACAGGCCAAGAUCUUCCAGCGCGCGCCGCCGGGACAGAGGAAGUGCAUCGUAGCCACAAACAUCGCAGAGACUUCGCUGACUGUUGAUGGCAUCAUGUACGUAAUCGACUGCGGCUAUUGCAAGCUCAAGGUGUACAAUCCUAGGAUCGGCAUGGACGCCCUACAGAUCUACCCGGUGAGCCAGGCGAACGCGCGGCAGCGAGCGGGGCGCGCCGGCCGCACGGGCCCCGGCAAGGCCUUCUGUCUCUACACGCAGCGACAGUACACGCACGAGCUGCUGCCAGCCACCGUGCCGGAGAUACAGCGCACCAACCUCGCCAACACCGUGCUGCUGCUCAAGUCGCUCGGCGUGCGCGACCUGCUCGCCUUCCACUUCAUGGACCCCCCGCCGCAGGACACGAUCCUGAACUCCAUGUACCAGCUGUGGAUCCUGGGCGCGCUGGACGGCACUGGCGAGCUGACUGCACUGGGCCGGCAGAUGGCGGAGUUCCCGCUGGACCCCCCGCAGUGUCACAUGCUCAUCGUCAGCGCGGAGAUGGGCUGCAGCGCUGAGGUCCUCAUUAUUGUGUCGAUGUUGUCGGUGCCGUCGGUAUUCUACCGGCCGCAGGGACGCGAGGAGGAGGCGGACGCGGCACGAGAGAAGUUCCAAGUGCCGGAGUCCGACCACCUCACGCUGCUGCAUCUCUACAACCAGUGGAAGGCAAACAACUACUCCAGCUCGUGGUGCACUCAGCACUUCGUGCACGCGAAGGCGCUGCGCAAAGUGCGCGAAGUGCGCCAGCAGCUGCGCGACAUCCUGCAGGCGCAGAGACUGCCGCUCGUCUCCUGCGGCACGCGCUGGGACACUGUGCGCGAGUGUAUCUGCUCAGCGUACUUCCAGCAAGCGGCGCGGCUGAAGGGUAUCGGGGAGUACGUGAACUGUCGCACCGGUAUGCCAUGUCACCUCCACCCCACCUCCGCCCUGUUCGGUCUGGGAAGUCCUCCAGACUACGUGGUGUAUCACGAGCUCACGAUGACCUCGCGCGAGUACAUGCACUGCGUCACUGCAGUAGACGCGCGCUGGCUCGCACAUCUCGGACCUAUGUUCUUCUCCGUCAAGGAGACCGGCAAAUCAAACAGGGAUAAAAAGAAAGAAGCAGCAGUCCACUUGCAGCGUAUGGAGGAAGAGAUGAAGGAAGCGGAACAGAAGAUGGCGGAAGAGAAGAGAAAGAGGGACGAAGAAGUUCCCGUGAAGCAGGAGAUAGCGACGCCCGGCUUGAACACACCGCGUCGUACUCCGCACAGACUGGGGUUAUAGAACCAUUUGUAUACACAAAUAAACGGAAUUAA